Ailuropoda melanoleuca (giant panda) is the source of this 1269-nucleotide messenger RNA. It is a transcript of the gene ZCWPW2, whose product is annotated as zinc finger CW-type and PWWP domain containing 2. Gene Ontology annotation, molecular function: zinc ion binding. The transcript is spliced from 10 exons. Bases 103 to 1161 code for a protein of 352 amino acids. Gene Ontology annotation, cellular component: nucleus. NCBI's taxonomy places the organism in Eukaryota, Metazoa, Chordata, Mammalia, Carnivora, Ursidae. The record is from RefSeq and is a predicted model, not a curated record.
GCGGCGUACUACGUGUCCCGAGAGUCUCCGCGGCGGGGCGGGACUUCGGCGACGCGAGGAGGCGGAGGCGGAGGCGGAACUGGAGUUGGAUUAAAUGCAUUUAUGGAAAAAGAAAAAUUGGAUGGUGAGAUAAUAGUAGACUAUUGUAACACUGCAAUGGAUUCCUUGGUGGAAAACAGUAUGUAUGUAAACAAAGUGUGGGUUCAAUGUGAGAAUGAAAGCUGUUUGAAAUGGAGAUUGUUGUCAAGUGAGGAUGCAGCCAAAGUUGAUCACAGUAAACCAUGGUACUGCUUCAUGAACACUGAUUCAAGAUACAAUAAGUGCUCUAUUUCUGAAGAAGACUUCCCUGAAGAGUCUCAGCUUCAUGAAAGUGGAUUUAAGAUUGUCUAUUCACAGCUCCCUCUUGGAAGCCUGGUUUUGGUAAAAUUACAGAAUUGGCCAAGUUGGCCAGGGAUACUUUGCCCAGAUCCUUUUAAAAGGAAAUACGUGAUCUAUGACCUGGAUGGAAAUGUUGAACAAUAUCAUGUAGAAUUCCUGGGUGAUCCCCAUUCACGAUCAUGGAUAAAUGCAACAUUUGUUGGACAUUGUAGUGUCACACUGAAGCCAGAAAAAUGUAAGAAAAAAAAGAAAUGGUAUAAAAGUGCACUUCAAGAAGCCUACCUCUUCUAUGGAUAUUCUCAUGAGCAAAGACUGGAAAUGUGCCGCCUGUCCAAACAGGAUAAAUCCAAAGCAGAUGGCAAAGUUGCUGUGGUAGCCAAGAAAAGGAUGCAAGUUUCCAAGAACACUACUGAAAAGAAGAAACCCAAAUUUAGGAGAAGGAAAAGGAAAGCUAUUUUAAAAUGCUCUUUUGAAAAUGUUUGCUCAGAUGAUGCCUUAUCAAAGGAAAACAUGGUUGUGUCUGAGACAGAAGUUUUACUGAAAGAGCUGGAGCAAAUGCUCCAGCAGGCGCUCGAGCCCUCGGCGGCCCCUGACGCGUCGGAGGAGGCGCGUGGAGAGAUGUUAUCUAAAUGCGGCCCUGAAGUUCCUGCAGGCAGUCCAUUUGAAAACUACUAUGAAGAGGACUAUCUUGUAAUUGAUGGGAUAAAAUUAAAAGCUGGAGAAUGUAUUGAAAAUAUAACUAACAAAUUUAAAGAAAUAGAUGCUCUAAUGUCUGAAUUUUAAGGUGUGGGAGUUAGUCUCCAAGGUGAUCCUUACCUGGUAUCCAUGCCCUUGCGUGGCCCCCUUCCACACUGAACUGAGCUCACUUGGGUCACCAUGAAAAUAUCUCAA